Messenger RNA from Danio rerio (zebrafish), 1142 nucleotides. It is a transcript of the gene tmem128, whose product is annotated as transmembrane protein 128. Lineage: Eukaryota; Metazoa; Chordata; Actinopteri; Cypriniformes; Danionidae. The record is from RefSeq and is marked provisional.
UUCAGUGAGGUGAUGAACCUGCGGCGGCGAUUCAAAACAAACGAACAAGAAGAGGAGAGAGAGCAGAGCUCUGGUGCUGAUGCGGCUGAGGAAGUGAAGACGUCGGCUCGGAUCAACCGUCACUCAGUGUUCUGGAUCGUGUCCGCCGCCGCCGUCACCUACUAUGUGGACUUCAUCUCUGUGCUGCUGAACCACGGCGACAUUCACAGUCUGAACAUCGCGCUGUGGCCCGUGUGGUCCUUCUUCACUCCGCUGAUUCUCUUCACUCAGUUUAUGGGUCUGGUGAUGCUGAUUUCACUGCUGGGCUGAAACACUCCUUCAGCAGCACAAACACACAUACACACACACACACACUCACACACACACCUGGACAGAAGCUUUAUUAUAUGUGUGUGUCAAUGGUGAACACACCUGUUCUGAGCAGCUGCAGCACAUCCGCGUGUCAGUGGACCGUGAGUGACCUCUGCUUGACCUCUGUCUGACCUCCCUGUGACCUCUGACCUCUGUGCACCGCUUCAGUCCAGUUCUGGGGAUUCGCUCUGGAGAUCAAUGAGAGAUGGAUGAAAACACACACUCUGACUCUCGGAUCAGCGCACACACACACACACACACACACACACACACACACACACACUGAAAGGUUCAAGGUUUCCUGCAGUGAAGCGUUCAUCAGAGUCUCAGUACACCUGUAGAUGAUGGUCUUUCAGUGUUUUCAGACCUUUAUGAGUUUCUCUGUGGAUCACUAAUGAAGAUAUUUUGAAGAAUGUUGGAAAGCUGUAGCCAUUGACUUCCACAGUAGGAGACUCAGAUGCUGUGGUCAGCCGCGGAGUGUGUUAUUGUUCUCCGUCGGUGUUGAACAGAAGCUCAUACAGGUCUGGAGCGAGUGAAGUCAGAGUAAUGCAGAGUUCUGAGAUCAGCUGUGCCUUUAAGCAUUGGUUAAGAGUACAGCGGCUGUUUUCUUUCAGGUCCUGUAGACCGUUGUGUCAGUCCGUGUUUAUAAGAGUCUUCUAGAAGUGCAGAUCCUCCUGGAUGCUGUCCGUCUCUGCAGGAUCUGCCUCAUUCCUCUCUGCUAGACUCUAAUGUGUGUAAAGUCACCUGUAAAUCACCAUCAGCCAAUCACAUUAAAGAGCUUGAGUAUGUGA